Molecule: messenger RNA, 1246 nt
Organism: Triplophysa dalaica
Lineage: Eukaryota; Metazoa; Chordata; Actinopteri; Cypriniformes; Nemacheilidae
Gene: pgrmc1
Product: progesterone receptor membrane component 1
Exons: 3
Coding region: 47-583 (178 amino acids)
Cellular component (GO): membrane; endomembrane system
Source: RefSeq, a predicted model, not a curated record
UGGUGAGUCUCGAUGAUCUCACAUAGUAUUCGUAUUCAGAAACGAAAUGGCUGAAGAAGAGCUCGAGCAAAGUUCUGGAAUCCUUCAAGAGAUAUUCACCUCGCCUCUGAAUAUAAGCUUGUUAUGUCUCUGCUUGUUCCUGUUGUACAAGAUCGUUCGCGGAGACAGGCCCCCAGACUAUGGCCCCGUCGAAGAGCAGUUACCUAAACUAAAGAAGCGAGAUUUCACUUUAGCAGAACUGAUGGAGUAUGACGGGACAAAAAACCCGAGAAUCCUGAUGGCUGUCAACGGAAAAGUGUUUGAUGUUACGAGAGGAAAGAAGUUCUACGGUCCAGAGGGCCCUUAUGGGGUCUUUGCAGGCAAAGAUGCCUCCAGAGGUUUAGCCACAUUCUGUUUGGAGGAGGCCUUGAAAGACACUAACGAUGAUCUUUCGGAUCUCAGUGCCAUGCAGCAGGAAAGCCUGAGCGAGUGGGAGACCCAGUUCACGCAGAAAUAUGAUUAUGUUGGCAAGCUUCUUAAACCUGGAGAAGAACCAACGGAGUACACAGAUGAUGAAGAAGUCAAGGACAAAAAGAAGGAUUAGAACAUGCAGAACAGGGGACGGAUCCAAACCUUGAUCUUUCCAUGUGUCCUAGAUUUUUUUGCAGUCACACUUGCUGAUGUUUUGUCUGAGCCACCAUGACAUUGCAUAUGCAUCACCAUCUUUUUUAGUAUGUCUUGUGUUUGUAAACAGAAUUUUGUAUCACUGUUUUCUUAAAGCUGUUGUAGCCUAUAUACCUAAAGCAACUGUGACUUAACAGUUGUUACAAACGUCAUCUGUAGAUAUUCUUGGGUAGAUAUGUGCUUCAAGAAUAUACUUUGAUAAACUUCUGAGCUUGCUGUUAAUAUGGACAUAAUUUCGCUCACACUUCUUUGUAUCGCAAGAAAGUUUCAACCAAAAAAUUUACAUCAACAUAUGCUGCGAAAUGUAUCGUUUUGAGUUUUAAAUGCAUAUUAGGUGAAAUGAUGGGAAGGAGAAUUUGCUUGAUGGACCAAUUUACAGUAUCGUACAAUAUACUAAAAGCUUCCAGAAGGGAAUCGGUCAUUAAAUCAUCACAUUCUAGUCUUAACAUCCCCUCAGGAAAGUUUGAGAUUAAAUAGACCUUCCAUGAGAUUGUUUCUUUUUGACUCACCAAUAGAAGUAUUUGUAAUUUGAAUACUUUUCUGUUCAUGUUUCACUAUUAAAGAAUAUGAUUUAUUACAAUUA